This is a messenger RNA of Sus scrofa (pig), 4727 nucleotides long. RefSeq names its product abraxas 2, BRISC complex subunit (gene ABRAXAS2). The record is from RefSeq and is a predicted model, not a curated record. Gene Ontology annotation, molecular function: polyubiquitin modification-dependent protein binding; microtubule binding. Gene Ontology annotation, biological process: mitotic spindle assembly; protein K63-linked deubiquitination; attachment of spindle microtubules to kinetochore. Gene Ontology annotation, cellular component: nucleus. Lineage: Eukaryota; Metazoa; Chordata; Mammalia; Artiodactyla; Suidae.
AGGUAAGCGGCAUCAACAGUUGCCUUUCCAGCUCAUGGAAUCCCGAUUCGGACUGCAUGUGCAUCUCCUCUGAUGCAAGACGUUCCAAGAUCUUCAGGCAACCGCUGAUGAUAGAAUAUGGUAAAAGACAGAUGGGAGCCUAUGUGUGUAGUGAUUAAAGAACUCGAGAAAGUGCAGCCCUGGGAAGCCAGAGUGAUCCUUUGGAAUUUUGAAGUUUGAUUGAAGGAGCUGGGUCUUUAUUCGUCGGCAUUGACCAGGCAUUGAAUGCCUGUUUGCUCAGAACAGGAGAAUUGAUCUUGGGUGAUGAGACUCUUCCUCUAAAGGUAAUUCCAAACGCCCCAACAGCUGGGAUAAUAACUCAAUCAGUCCCGUACGGGGCUGUCUGGGUCCCACGUCACCAAAUCUAGAGCAGAGAUCAUGGCACAAACAUUGCAGCUUUCUGGGAGAAGAGCAUUCCAGGCAAAGACAACAGUGAGUGCAAAGCCCCUGAGGUAGAAUGAGACAGGAAUAUCUGGGAAGCAGAAAGAACACAAGUGUAGCUGGAACAGGGUGAACAAGGGGACAGAAGCAGGACGUGAAAGAGCUGGGUCAUCGGAAGAUUUGGGAUUUGACCAAGAAGCAACAUGAUUUAAGUUUUGUCAUGACCAUUUUGGCUGGUAUGUUGAGGACAGAUUUGGCAGGGAAGGGGUUAAAGGCAGCCGUGGGAACACAGGAUUUCUCAACCUCAUUCAAUUGACAUGUGGGGGGGGGAUAAUUCUUUUUUGUGAAGGUCUGUCCUGUGCAUUGUAGGAUGUUUAGCAGCAUCCUUAGCCUCUAAAUGGAAGUGGCACCCUCUGCCCCGUUGUGACAUCCAAAAAUGUCUUAUUUUUGUCAAACGUCCCAAGGGGCAAAAAUGCCUCCAGUUCAGGCCCCAUGACUUAGGGGCCCUUACACUGAUCCGGGAGAGAGCAGAUGAUGACUUGAACCACUGUGAUGGGUGUGCUGGUGGUGAGCUGUAGGAUUCUGGAUACAUUUUGAAGACUGUGCUGACUGAUCAAAGGGGACUGUCAAGAAAAUGCCGUGCUCGUGGGCCUGUGUGACUGUCAGAAAACAGUUGUGUUUGCUGAGUUCGGAAAGCAUGUGGUAGAAGGAGCUUUGUGAGAGAUUAAAAUCCCAGUUUUGAACCUCGAAGGUGGAACAAAUUGAAGACUAAUGCACAGAAAGAAUCCAAAGGCUUCUUAACACCUCCACUGCUACCACCAUCUCACUUCUCACCACCCCCAAACCACUGACAUCCAGCGUCUGGAUUAUGAUGACAGCCUCCCGUCCCCCUUUUCCCUUCUCCGGCACCGUAUUCUGAACACUGCAACCAGAGUGGGCACGUGAAAACUGAAAUCACAUCAUGUUACUUUUAAGACAAACUCCAAACCAUAGAGUUGCCGGAACCCGCCUCCUCCUCCUCCUGUCCUUGAGCACGGCAAAUGCUGGCUUUCAAUCCCAAAAAGUUUCGCUUGGAAAGGAAAACCGGUUUGGGGAACUACCACGGGCUAUUAGAAGAGGCAGUGACUGGAAUGUGCCGGGCGGGCGCGAGAUCCGCGCCGAGGAUGCAGGGCCUGGGUCGGCACUGACCGCCUAAGGCGGCUCUUCUCAGCCCUCACUCCAGGGCGCUCAGGCCCCUUGGCUUCACCCGCCGAAGACUUCAUUUCCCAGAAUGCCAAGGGGCGGGGCCGGCCGGAAGGCUAGGUGCUCUCCGCAGGGCAUGAUGGGGGAGUUGGAGAUUUCCAUCAUGGCGGCUUCCAUUUCGGGCUACACCUUCAGCGCUGUGUGUUUCCACAGCGCCAACAGCAACGCCGACCACGAAGGAUUUUUGCUGGGAGAGGUGAGACAAGAGGAAACCUUCAGCAUCAGUGACUCCCAGAUCAGCAACACCGAAUUCCUGCAAGUGAUUGAGAUCCAUAACCAUCAGCCUUGUUCAAAGCUUUUUAGUUUUUAUGACUAUGCAAGCAAAGUUAAUGAAGAGAGUUUGGACAGGAUUCUUAAAGAUCGGAGAAAGAAGGUUAUAGGGUGGUACAGAUUCCGGCGGAACACACAGCAGCAGAUGUCAUACAGGGAGCAGGUCAUCCACAAGCAGCUCACCCGCAUCCUGGGGGUGCCCGACCUCGUCUUCCUUCUCUUCAGCUUCAUCUCCACCGCCAACAAUUCCACUCAUGCUUUAGAAUAUGUUCUCUUUAGACCAAAUCGAAGGUAUAAUCAAAGGAUAUCCCUUGCUAUUCCCAAUCUAGGCAAUACUAGCCAGCAAGAGUAUAAAGUGUCUUCAGUGCCAAAUACUUCUCAGAGUUAUGCCAAAGUUAUUAAAGAACAUGGUACUGACUUUUUUGACAAGGAUGGAGUAAUGAAAGACAUCAGGGCGAUUUAUCAGGUUUAUAAUGCACUUCAGGAGAAGGUGCAGGCAGUGUGUGCAGACGUAGAAAAGAGUGAGCGAGUUGUUGAAUCUUGUCAGGCAGAAGUGAACAAAUUAAGAAGACAAAUCAUUCAGAGGAAGAAUGAAAAAGAACAAGAAAGAAGACUGCAGCAGGCAAUGCUGAGCAGGCAGAUGCCAUCUGAAAGUCUGGACCCAGCGUUCAGCCCUCGGCUGCCCUAUCCUGGGUUUGCAGCUGAAGGUCGAAGUGCACUUGGAGACGCAGAAGCCUCUGAUCCUCCUCCCCCUUAUUCUGAUCUUCACCCAAAUAAUCAAGAAAGUACUUUGAGCCACGCUCGCAUGGAAACUAGUGUCUUUAUGCCUCGACCUCAAGCCGUGGGCUCCUCCAGUUAUGCCUCCACCAGUGCGGGACUGAAAUACCCUGGAAGCGGUGGGGCGGACCCUCCUCCGCCCCGAGGAGCAGCUGGAGACAGUGCCGAGGAGUCAGACGACAGUGAUUAUGAGAAUUUGCUUGACCCCACAGAGCCCUCUACUAGCGAAUACUCACAUUCGAGGGAUUCUCGGCCCGUGACACAUCCCGACGGGGGCUCCAGGAACACUCAGACCUCCCAGAUUUAACUAAACAAAAGGAACUCUCCACCUAGCGCUGUUUUCCUCCAUCGCUUGUUGAGAGAGUUUUCUUGCAGACUUACUCUGGGGGACAGCUGCUCUCUCAGGCCCCUGGUCUCCCCAAGACAGGAUUCCCUGGGCCCAGAACCUAUAGGAGCCUCACAUCUGCGGGCCUCACCUGCAGAUGCAGCGUGCAGGUUUCACGACAGAAUCAUUAAGAUAAUCAAAUUGUCCUCAUUCUGGUGCGAUUCAUGGAUGUACUGGUCAAUUUAGGCAAAGAUAAACUUAUCAACUAGCUUCUGUUCUUUAAAAUAAAUUGGAAUUUAGAGACUAAGCACAAUUAGUCUAUAAAUGUUCUAUAAAUCAAAAACUUACCUCUUGCACUAUCAUGCCUUGAAAUUUACUUUUUUUCAAAGGGAAACUAGUUUAGCAGCAGCCUUCAAAGAACCUUCUUUCUAUGAUGAGCCAAAUUCAUCUUUGCCAGAAAAGAAAUUUUGAUAAUUCCAAGAAGCCUGUUUGGAACAAAUCAGAUGUACCUUCUUUUGUCUGCAUGACUUUGUGAGAUCAAAAGAGAGGGCUUUGUUUCAACUUUUUUCUACUAGCCUGAUAUGUAUUGUCACUUAAAAUGGUUGCCUUUAAAAAAAAAAAAAAUGUAGAAAUACUAAUUACCAGUAAGUGAUCAUCCAAAUAAGUCUGUCAUGAAAUAAAUGACUUAUUUUUCUUGCGAGGAAUUACAGUGACUGCUCUGUUGCACUAGCCACAUUUAUGGUCUGUGUCGUGGAGUCUUAAAUGAAGGACACACAGCAGCGGACAACAGAAAGGAGUUAUGUUCCAGGGCCGAGUUUUAGGAGGAACAGAUUCCAGACCCAAUGGAUUUAGCGAAGUUCACACAUAAGGAAUAUAACUCGCUUAGAUCUUCUGACAAAUCCUAGUGUUAGUUUUCUGUGUGGAGGAAAGACACUUCCUAAACUGUUUGGGAAUCUUGGGAAUAAAGAUUCAUUUCCAGUCUGAAUAACCAUCCCUUUCUUUAAGAAGUGGCCAUUUGGAAGAUAGCUGCGAAUGUAUAGAGACUUUGUGUUGGGCUGCACUUACGUGUUUAUUCAAUUCCUGCUUGUUUUCUGGUCUUGCCCAGAAUACCUGAAACCACUAAAGACGAUCUGAGCAUGACAGGCUUCUGGUCUGGAAGUGGCCGGAGCACCCACCCUCCCUCACUGAUGAGAGGUCAGCCCACGAAGCUAAUGCUUUGGAUGAUAACUGCCUUUCCUUUGGACUAGUUCAGACCUGUAAGAAUGAGGAAGUUGUUGAAGAGGCUUAAGAUCCAGGUUCUGAAGAAAGUGGUUGGAUUUUGUAGGAAGGUCGUUUACUCUCGUGUGACUGGAAGUGAAGCGCUCAAGCUGCCGUCCUUCAGCUGUCUGCUCUGUGGGGUCUCUACCUUACCCUCCAGUCUUGUUGGCCUUAGACACUCUGCCAUGCAGUUGGAAAUGUUGCAGCCCCCGUAUCUGCACAUACGUUCCCAUGUUUAUCAGCUCCCUUCUAGCGGCUUCAGCACCAGUGUGAAUUUCCUUUUUUUUUUUUUUUUUUUCCAAGUGCCAUCGCCACCUCCUCUGUUCAGAUUUUGACAUUCAGGAAAAUAUUUUUAUUUUUAUGCCACACCAAAACCUACAAUGUAUAUCUGACAAAGCAGUUAAAUGUGACAAUAAAAACUUACUUAAUCAUGGUA